UCGACGUGUAGGGGGGGAAAGAGCAACACGUUGAGCGACCCUAGAACUCCUCGUAUCAUUCCUCAGUUGUAGUAAAUAUUGUCGAACGUGGCUCUCUGCAGAGUGACCACUGCUAAUCACCACACGAAGGGCGACCGACAUCUCUGUCGAUUCUUGAAGUUCCAUGCCCCUGCGCCUCGGGCGGGAGGCCACAACCGGCCCACACGCGAAGACUCCCAACCCACGCCCUCUCAACGACUAGCUCAGCGUCCACUCCAGCUCUAUCACUCUAAAACUUCACCAUGGAGUUCUUCAUCGAUGACUUGCCAAUACUCUUCCCCUAUCCGAGGAUCUAUCCGGAGCAAUAUGCUUACAUGUGCGAUCUUAAAAAGACCUUGGACGCAGGGGGUCACUGCGUUCUCGAGAUGCCCUCGGGAACAGGAAAGACUGUGUCGCUGCUGUCGCUUAUUGUCGCCUAUCAGCAGCACUACCCCGAGCACCGCAAGCUGAUCUACUGCUCUCGUACCAUGUCGGAGAUUGAGAAGGCUCUGGCCGAACUGAAGGCCCUCAUGAAGUUUCGAGCGGGGAAACUAGGCCAUGACGAGGACUUCAGGGGGUUGGGCCUCACAAGUCGAAAAAACCUGUGUCUGCAUCCUUCUGUCAAGCGGGAGAAGAGCGGGACCAUCGUGGAUGCACGCUGUCGCAGUCUGACUGCUGGUUUUAUCAAGGAAAAGAAGGAGAAGGGCGAGAAUGUGGAAGUUUGCGUUUACCACGAUAAUCUCGAUCUUCUUGAGCCUCAUAACCUCAUUCCAAAUGGAGUCUGGACUUUUGACGGUCUCCUGCGGUAUGGCGAGCAGCACAAACAAUGCCCGUAUUUUACCGCUAGACGCAUGAUGCAAUAUUGCAACGUCAUCAUCUACUCGUACCACUAUCUUCUGGAUCCUAAAAUCGCCGAACGCGUAUCCCGAGAACUUUCCAAGGACUGCAUCGUCGUUUUCGACGAAGCACAUAACAUCGACAACGUCUGCAUCGAGUCGUUGAGCACGGAUAUCACCGAAGAUUCUCUCCGAAAAGCCGCAAGAGGGGCCCAGAAUCUUGAAAGACGAAUCAGUGAAAUGAAGGACACAGAUCAGGAACAACUGCAAAAUGAGUACCAGAAGCUUGUCGAAGGGCUAAGGGACGCCGAUGAAGCCCGGCAAGAGGACGCCUUCAUGGCCAAUCCAGCAUUGCCGGAUGAUCUUCUGAAAGAGGCUAUCCCUGGCAAUAUCAGGAGAGCGGAACACUUCGUAGCAUUCCUCAAGAGGUUUAUCGAAUACCUCAAGACACGCAUGAAAGUUCGCAACACCAUUUCCGAAACACCACCGUCCUUUCUCGCGCAUUUGAAAGAGUUCACCUUCAUCGAGAGGAAACCGCUGAGGUUCUGCGCUGAACGUCUCACAUCGCUCGUACGAACCCUCGAAUUGACCAACAUCGAAGACUACCAGCCCCUGCAAGAGGUUGCCACCUUUGCUACCCUGGUCGCCACAUACGAGAAAGGCUUCGUACUCAUCUUGGAGCCUUUCGAAUCAGACACUGCCGAGGUUCCCAAUCCGGUUCUGCAUUUUGCAUGUCUUGACGCCGCCAUUGCCAUCAAGCCCGUUUUUGAUCGGUUCAGCUCAGUCAUCAUCACAUCAGGCACUAUGUCUCCUCUUGAGAUGUACCCGAAGAUGCUCGACUUCCCGACCGUAGUGCAAGAGUCGUACGCCAUGACCCUGGCAAGGCGCUCAUUCUUACCACUGAUAGUCACCCGCGGCAGCGACCAGGCCUCCGUGUCGACCAGCUUCCAGGUCCGGAAUGAGCCAAGCGUUGUGCGUAACUACGGCAGCCUCCUAACGGAGUUUGCCAAAAUCACCCCAGAUGGCAUGGUCGUUUUCUUCCCCUCAUAUCUUUACAUGGAGUCGAUCAUCAGCAUGUGGCAGGGCAUGGGCAUCUUGGACGAGGUGUGGAAGUACAAGCUCAUUCUCGUCGAGACACCCGACGCACAGGAGACGUCGCUCGCCCUGGAGACGUACCGUACGGCCUGCUGCAACGGCCGCGGCGCCAUUCUCCUCUGCGUCGCCCGAGGCAAAGUCUCCGAGGGCAUCGACUUUGACCACCAGUACGGCCGGGCGGUGCUCAACAUCGGCGUGCCCUUCCAGUACACCGAGUCGCGCAUCCUCAAGGCCCGCCUCGAGUUCCUGCGGGAGACGUACCACAUCCGCGAGAACGACUUCCUCUCCUUCGACGCCAUGCGCCACGCCGCCCAGUGCCUCGGCCGCGUCAUCCGCGGCAAGGACGACUACGGCGUCAUGGUCCUCGCCGACCGUCGCUUUCAGAAGAAGCGCAACCAGCUCCCCAAGUGGAUCAGCCAGAGCCUCCUGGACGUCGACACGAACCUGAGCACCGACAUGGCCGUCAGCUCGGCGCGCCGCUUCCUCAAGCAGAUGGCCCAGCCCUUCCGGGCUAAAGACCAGGAAGGCGUGAGCACCUGGACCUACGAGGACCUGAUGAAACACAAGGAGAAGAUGGAUUUGGAGCGCAUCCGCGAAUUGGAGGCUCUGGGCGACGAGGGCAAGGGUGACCAAGCUGAGGCUUCAGAUGACUACGGGAUGGCGGACGGAUUGGAUGAAGAUUUCAUGGAAAUCGAUGAUGACGGCUUCUAAGACGGAAGUCGGCACUAAUAGGGAAAGGGGGGGUUUCCAGUCUAGCCAGCCCCAAUGGCGGAAUUUCAUUCAGAUGAUGCCGUCUGAAUUAAUCUAUCAUGUAUUCUAUCCGCACCUAUCGUCACAGCUUAUCCGUAAUUUUUUCAUGGUGAUGGGGAAACGAGCGCUCUCAUGUCAAUGACGAGAAAAGCGAU
Molecule: messenger RNA, 2854 nt
Organism: Sodiomyces alkalinus F11
Lineage: Eukaryota; Fungi; Ascomycota; Sordariomycetes; Glomerellales; Plectosphaerellaceae
Product: DNA repair helicase
Exons: 9
Coding region: 282-2660 (792 amino acids)
Biological process (GO): positive regulation of mitotic recombination; transcription by RNA polymerase II; nucleotide-excision repair
Cellular component (GO): nucleus
Molecular function (GO): damaged DNA binding; hydrolase activity, acting on acid anhydrides, in phosphorus-containing anhydrides; ATP binding
Source: RefSeq, a predicted model, not a curated record